This is a messenger RNA of Glossina fuscipes, 850 nucleotides long. RefSeq names its product diuretic hormone class 2 (gene Dh31). Bases 266 to 613 code for a protein of 115 amino acids. Lineage: Eukaryota; Metazoa; Arthropoda; Insecta; Diptera; Glossinidae. The record is from RefSeq and is a predicted model, not a curated record. Gene Ontology annotation, molecular function: diuretic hormone activity; G protein-coupled receptor binding. Gene Ontology annotation, biological process: body fluid secretion. The transcript has 4 exons.
UUGCUCCAUUGUUGACUUAGAUUUAAAAGCUGCAACAAGUGGACUCGAACUUCAGCUCUUUAAAUUUAAUAAAAAGUGAAAAGUUUACGAACAUUUCAAUUUAUUAUUGAAUAAUACUUUUCUGUACUGAAAGUAAUACAAAAUCUCUCAUUAAGAAGAAAAUAUAUUGUGCUAGAAAACGGUUAACAAAAGAGAUUUCUUUUUUUUUUAAGAUAAAGAUUUGGUUUUAUUCCAAGUGGAGCCUGAGGUGUGCCUGAAAAAGAAAAUGACACAAAAAAAAUUUUUUAGCUGCGUUUUUGUUUUGUCAACAUUAUGCCUGGUAAACAUUUCACAAACGGAAAGCGCACCUAUGCCCAGGUACAGUCAAAGCAACAGUUAUUACAGCAAUGAGCUGGAGGAAGUACCGGAUGAUAUCCUAAUGGAGUUAAUAGCACGCUUUGGGCAAACAAUUAUGAGGGCUCGCAAUGAUCUAGAAAAUUCUAAGCGUACGGUAGAUUUCGGUUUGACUCGUGGCUAUCCCGGUUCUGCGGAAGCCCGGCAUCGCAUGGGUAUAGCUUCAGCCAAUUCGCCAGAAGGUCCCGGACGAAGACGACGUUCUGAAAUAGAAGUCUAAGUAAAUACUUAUCAACGCAAUGGUAACAAAACGAAUGAGUAAAAGCUAAAGAAGAAACACGUCCCGAAAAUGCAAAAAAAAAAAAAAAAAAAUUAAAUAAAUUUAAUUUAAAUUUGAUGUACAUACGCAAUUGUAAUGCUGUCUAAUUUUUUAUCAGAGAGAUUCUUGUUUGACAUAAUUUAUAUAAACAUAUAUAUAUAUAAAUAUAUACACAUAAAUGUAUAUAUAUAUAUAUAC